Messenger RNA from Scatophagus argus, 3267 nucleotides. RefSeq names its product gap junction protein epsilon 1a (gene gje1a). Gene Ontology annotation, biological process: cell communication. The transcript has 4 exons. Lineage: Eukaryota; Metazoa; Chordata; Actinopteri; Scatophagidae. The record is from RefSeq and is a predicted model, not a curated record. The coding region runs from base 1 to 618 and encodes 205 amino acids. Gene Ontology annotation, cellular component: connexin complex.
AUGUCCUUAAACUACAUCAAAAACUUCUAUGAAGGAUGCCUCAGGCCUCCUACGGUGAUAGGCCAGUUCCACACCUUGUUCUUCGGCUCGGUUCGGAUGUUUUUCCUAGGUGUUCUUGGCUUCGCCGUUUACGGGAACGAGGCUUUGCACUUUAGCUGCGACCCCGAUCGCCGAGAACUCAACCUGUACUGCUACAACCAGUUCAGACCGAUAACACCUCAGGUGUUUUGGGCGUUACAGCUGGUCACAGUGUUAGUUCCAGGUGCAGUGUUCCACCUGUAUGCAGCUUGUAAGAACAUUGACCAGGAAGAGAUCCUCGAACGGCCCAUCUAUACAGUUUUCUACAUAAUUUCUGUUCUUCUACGCAUCAUUCUUGAAGUCAUUGCCUUCUGGCUACAAAGCCAUCUCUUUGGCUUCCAGGUCCACCCACUGUACAUGUGUGAUGCCAGUGCUUUGGAAAAGGCCUUUAAUGUGACUAAGUGCAUGGUGCCUGAACACUUUGAAAAAACCAUCUUCCUCAGUGCCAUGUACACCUUCACUGUGAUCACCAUACUCCUCUGUAUUGCUGAGAUAUUUGAGAUACUCUGCCGAAGGCUUGGUUAUCUCAACAACCAAUGACUCAUGCACACAAGCACAGAUAAAAUGACUAAGGGUGAAAAUAUAUGACACCAUUUCCGCCAGCUUUUAUUGGCCUCGUGGUCAGCUACUGCUGGACUUUUAUCAAACAGGAAGCUAACAUAAGAGCUGAACCUCACCUGUUGUCCAUCGUGACUCAGCUGCACCAAGAAAUCUGAGAAUGUGCGACAACUGGCAAGUCUGAAAUAUUUUCUAGGUGUUUUCUGCCCUUAACUACAGAGUGAUCAUCCCUAGUUGUGUUUCGGAUGUCAGUGGGUCUGUACUGGCUGUGUCCAAGGUUGUUGUAUGGACGUGGUGGCCAGAGAAAAUGUACCUCUGACUCUGAAGCGUUGGGGGAUGGAAUAGCAAGAUUUGGUUUUCUUUUUUUCCACAUGAUGACUGAAAGACAGGCUUCAACUUCAGGGUGCUACUAAAACCUGUGACUACAAGGUAAGCCUGGUGGCCCAUAACGGUUUCAAUUUGAGGGUCAGAAGAACCCUGUUCUUGGAGUUGUGCCCAACUGUACAUCAGAUCGAUACUCUUAUGUAAGAAACACCCUGGAAGCAUUUUGCGGCACAUAUUUCAGCUUGCUUAAGGGUCUGGUGUGCACUAAAUGUAUCAAGACUUCAAAACCAACUUGAUGCAUCUUUUCUGGACUUCAUUCAUAGUGUUUAAACAGUGGACCUUAACAGCUCUAUAUAUCUUCAUGUAAUGUAAUAGCAGUCAGCAAUGCAAACAAUUUAGCUAUAGUCACAUAAUUCUGUAUGAAAGUGCAGUUAAACUCUCUAGCCUUGCUUGUCUUCCAGGUGCUGAUCAAAUGAGACAGGCAGACUAUAGAGCUGGAAAUGGAUUGUCACUUAUGUCACAGAAACUGUGAUGCAGUAACUUUACCCAUGGGCGAGUGAAUUGCAGGUGUCAUUGCUCCUGACACUCCAUGUGUGACAGUUAUCGCUUCCAAUAUAUGUUUGCUAUUGCUUCCAGCCCAUUCUGACCUUAACAUCCAUCAACAUGAGGGCCAGAACUUUGUUGUGGACUAUUGAUGGGGAUAUCGGCCUUAUCAAUCCUAUCUGUUUGAGCUUGGUGGGUGUUAAGGAACAUGGCCUAUAGAAAGGCGAAAGGCUGUCGCAAACAAACCACCAAUCUCAUGCUUCGUUUGCUUGCAUGAUCUCUUUGAACAAUGUAUUCUGAGAAUGGUGCCAUUACUAACCACUGAAGAUGGUUUUACUCAUUUAGGCCAAAGAUCUCUCCAAUAAUCUGAAAAGCAAGGAAUAAAAAUUAAAAGAGAUUUAUAUUCGGAAGAGUCAAUUAUAAGUAUUGGUUAAACUUGAAUAUACAAAUUUGUUGGAAUGAAAAUAUUUUAAAAAGUACUACAGAUUGCAAUGUCUUUUGAUUGUCUGAAAAAAAUCAUCAACUGCCAGUAAGAAAUACUGCACAAUUCUUGUGCAGAGAAUUGUACAAAUAAAUUGGAUUUCUCAGAGACUGAUGAGGUCUCAGCUAGUGUUGAAAAACAUCACUCUGUAGUGUAAUUCCUAACUGACAUGGAUGAAAUCAACAUCAAGUUCCAAGGUCCUGUUGGUCUCAUACAUAUAUAAUAACUAUUAUUUUUCUGGUUGAAAAACAAAACUAAGUGCUCAUUCAGUCCAGAUACAUUCGAAAUGAUGGUUGACCUUUUGUUCAUGUCUGAUUCUCCUCUGACUCCCCUUUCUUUAUAAUGAUUACCUUUCCCUAGCUUGUAGUACUACACAUAAUACUUUAUGUAACUGUGUGUUUGGUGUCGUUGUCAGUGUAUUUUGAAAAUGAUUACCUCUCAUGUUUUGUACUUUGUUUUAUUUAUUUUUUUUUUUUAUCAGGCAUCCAUCCAACUUUUGUUAUGAAGUUUUCAGCAAUCUGUUUAUCAUCUCAGGUACAAAAUUGCAUUACCAGACAAAAGUGGAUCCAAACCCUCCUUUCAAAUCCUUUCAAACCCUAAGAUCAGCUUCUCCAGCACUGAGGGACCACUCCAUUUGAUCCCAGCUUAGAGUACCAAAGGCCUGGUGAGUCUGACAGGCUUUAAGAGGAUUUGAAACAGGUAUGUGACACCUGUGAUUUGGGUUCGUCUGCAUUCUGGUAUCUGUUUGUAGAGGAUGGUUUUAAAUUUUGCCUCUAAAGUUUGGUCACCAAGACGUUGGAAUGUUUAUAUUAAAUAAAAAUGUAGAGCUCCACAUCUGUACUGUUCAACUCAUGUAGGAGAAUGUGACAUGUAAGUGGGUUUGAUAAAAUUGUGGGCCGUUUUGUGGAAAUACAGGCCUGAUCGGCAUUCUACAGAGCCAUCCCCUGUAACAGUGACUAUUCAGCCACUGAAUGGCACACAAAAUGAACGAUGGGAGUGAUGAUCUUUUCUUUUUAAGACAAAAAACAUCAGGCACAUGACUCACUAAAUAACUUGCCCAGCAGCUUUUAAGAAGGCAUAAUUUCAAAGCAAAAUUCAUCCAUCUCGGUCUAUUCACCACGAUUAUUCGUAUGAAUCUUCCACGUUGCAUUGCACCAUUGACCAACACAAACCAUCUCGUCAGUCUUUCCUUUAAGGGUACACACCAGAAGUUGUCUUAUUAGCUGCACCAUUGAAACCAAAGCUGUAGUUUCCAGAUAAAAGUCAUUGAAACAAAUAUCUCU